AUGCCGGAGCCCUAUGCCGUUCUUGCCACUGGGUGCGAUGUGCUGACAGUGUUCAGCUGUGACUUCGACCCCCAAGACCUCCCUGCCCCCCCCGACCCUGGACUGAUACUGCCUGGACAAAAGUACGCGCCUUUAUCCCCACAGGAUGUAUUGCCCGUUGCACCAACUGGUGAUGCACAGCCAGAGGAAAUCGAGAGAACAGGGGAUAGGAGAUCAGGUGCUCUCGUAGAGAAACCUCAACAGGCAGGCACACUGAGACCAGAGGGACGAGCUGAUGGUUGGGGGGCAGCAGAGCUUGACCGGACAGUCAUUCAGGCACCAGCCAGUCCCCCACCCACCGCGGACAGCAGCAGCGGGGCCGUUGAUCUUUUCUCUAUACCGUCCGAUGCAGUGGGCGAGAGCGCAGAGCAACGGCUCCAGCAGCAGCUGAUGCUGGAAUCCCUACUGUGGGGAAAUGCUGAGGGAAGCCCUUCGUGCCGAACCGGGUUUCUACAGCAGUCACAGACAGCUGCAGGCCAGAACACCCCAGCAAGUGGGUUGCACAGCGUAAACUCGGAGCCGGUCGAGGACACUUUGGGGCGAGCAGAACAGCAGCAGCACAGCAGACAAAUCCCACACACUGCAACCACCGCUGUCCCACCCUUCAUCCUCCGGAAGAGAGGCGUAACAAACACACACAGACAGACACGGGGGCCCGCAGUCUCUGACGAAGUGGUGCACAGUGUGGGGCAACCGCCUCGCGGUGAGGAGGCGGAGCCUGAAAUUCGCAGAGACGGCGACGCCUGUAGGCGCGUGAAAGGCGAAUUGACGGCGGAGUAA
Molecule: messenger RNA, 819 nt
Organism: Eimeria mitis
Lineage: Eukaryota; Apicomplexa; Conoidasida; Eucoccidiorida; Eimeriidae
Exons: 1
Coding region: 1-819 (272 amino acids)
Source: RefSeq, a predicted model, not a curated record